CGAGCCCUUUCACGACCGUCACCAUGGAGGUGGCACCCCUGCAGCCUCUCAACGACAAUAUGCAAAUCAGCAAAACCAAGAAAAAUGAAGACGCGAAGAAACGGCUGUCGAUCGAGAGGAUCUACCAGAAGAAAACGCAACUAGAGCACAUUCUGCUGCGGCCGGACACCUACAUUGGCUCCGUGGAACUGGUGACCCAGCCAAUGUGGGUUUACGAUGAAGAUGUUGGCAUUAACUAUAGGGACGUCACCUACGUUCCUGGUUUAUACAAAAUCUUUGAUGAGAUUCUAGUCAAUGCUGCAGACAACAAGCAAAGAGACCCAAAAAUGUCUUGUAUCAGAAUCACAAUUGACCCGGAAAACAAUUUAAUUAGUAUAUGGAAUAAUGGAAAAGGUAUUCCUGUUGUUGAACACAAAGUUGAGAAGAUGUAUGUCCCAGCUCUCAUCUUUGGACAGCUCCUCACUUCUAGUAACUAUGAUGAUGAUGAAAAGAAAGUAACAGGUGGUCGAAAUGGCUAUGGAGCCAAAUUGUGUAAUAUAUUCAGUACCAAAUUCACUGUGGAAACCGCUAGUAAAGAAUAUAAGAAAAAGUUCAAGCAGACAUGGAUGGAUAACAUGGGGAAAGCUGGCGAAAUGGAACUCAAGCCCUUUAGUGGUGAAGAUUAUACGUGUAUCACCUUCCAACCUGAUUUGUCUAAAUUUAAAAUGCAAAGCUUGGAUAAAGACAUCGUUGCACUGAUGGUUAGAAGAGCCUAUGAUAUUGCUGGAUCCACCAGAGAUGUUAAAGUCUUUCUCAAUGGAAGUACAUUGCCGGUUAAAGGAUUCCGUAGCUAUGUGGACAUGUAUUUGAAGGAUAAGGUAGAUGAAACUGGAAACUCAUUGAAAGUUAUCCAUGAACAAGUAAACCACAGGUGGGAGGUGUGUUUAACAAUGAGUGAAAAGGGUUUUCAGCAAAUGAGUUUCGUCAACAGCAUUGCUACGUCUAAGGGUGGCAGACAUGUUGAUUAUGUAGUUGACCAGAUAGUGGCUAAACUUGUCGAUGUUGUGAAGAAGAAGAACAAGGGUGGUGUUGCCGUUAAAGCACAUCAGGUGAAAAAUCACAUGUGGAUUUUUGUGAAUGCCUUAAUUGAAAACCCAACUUUUGACUCUCAGACAAAGGAAAACAUGACAUUACAGGUCAAGAACUUUGGAUCAACAUGCCAACUAAGUGAAAAAUUCAUCAAAGCUGCAAUUGGCUGUGGUAUUGUUGAAAGCAUACUAAACUGGGUUAAGUUUAAGGCCCAAGUCCAGUUAAACAAGAAGUGUUCUGCUGUAAAACAUAACAGAAUCAAGGGGAUUCCCAAACUUGAUGAUGCCAAUGAUGCAGGAGGCCGAAACUCUGCUGAUUGUACACUCAUCCUGACUGAAGGAGACUCAGCUAAAACUUUGGCUGUUUCAGGCCUUGGAGUGGUUGGGAGAGACAAGUAUGGGGUUUUUCCACUUCGAGGAAAAAUGCUCAAUGUUCGAGAAGCUUCUCAUAAGCAGAUCAUGGAAAAUGCUGAAAUUAACAAUAUCAUUAAGAUUGUGGGUCUUCAGUAUAAGAAAAAUUAUGAAGAUGAAGAUUCAUUGAAGAGUCUCCGUUAUGGGAAGAUAAUGAUUAUGACAGAUCAGGACCAAGAUGGCUCCCAUAUUAAAGGUUUGCUGAUUAAUUUUAUUCAUCACAACUGGCCUUCUCUUCUAAGACAUCGUUUUCUGGAGGAAUUUAUCACUCCCAUUGUAAAGGUAUCUAAAAAGAAGCAAGAAAUGGCUUUCUAUAGCCUUCCUGAAUUUGAAGAGUGGAAGAGUUCUACUUCAAAUCAUAAAAAAUGGAAAGUCAAGUACUACAAAGGUUUGGGAACCAGCACAUCAAAAGAAGCUAAGGAAUACUUUGCAGAUAUGAAAAGACAUCGGAUUCAAUUCAAAUAUUCUGGCCCUGAAGAUGAUGCCGCAAUCAGUCUGGCCUUUAGCAAAAAACAGAUAGAUGAUCGAAAAGAAUGGUUAACUCAUUUCAUGGAGGACAGGAGACAGCGAAAGUUGCUUGGUCUUCCAGAGGAUUAUUUGUAUGGACAGACUACCACAUAUCUAACCUACAAUGACUUCAUAAACAAGGAACUUAUCCUGUUCUCAAAUUCUGAUAAUGAGAGAUCUAUCCCAUCUAUGGUGGACGGUUUGAAACCGGGUCAGAGAAAGGUUUUGUUUACUUGCUUCAAACGGAAUGACAAGCGAGAGGUGAAGGUUGCCCAGUUAGCCGGGUCAGUGGCUGAGAUGUCCUCUUAUCACCACGGUGAGAUGUCACUAAUGAUGACCAUUAUCAAUUUGGCUCAGAAUUUUGUGGGCAGCAAUAAUCUGAACCUGCUGCAGCCUAUUGGUCAAUUUGGUACCAGGUUGCAUGGUGGCAAGGAUUCUGCUAGUCCUCGAUACAUUUUCACAAUGCUCAGCCCUUUGGCUCGGUUGCUAUUUCCAACAAAGGAUGAUUACACGUUAAAGUUCUUAUAUGAUGACAACCAACGUGUUGAGCCUGAAUGGUACAUUCCUAUUAUACCUAUGGUCUUAAUAAAUGGUGCUGAAGGAAUCGGUACUGGAUGGUCCUGCAAAAUCCCUAACUUUGAUGUGCGUGAAGUUGUGAAUAACAUCAGGCGGUUGAUGGAUGGAGAAGAACCACUGCCAAUGCUUCCAAGUUACAAGAAUUUCAAGGGAACUAUUGAAGAAUUGGCUUCGAAUCAAUAUGUGAUUAGCGGUGAAGUUGCUAUUCUUAAUUCCACAACCAUUGAGAUCUCUGAGCUUCCCAUCAGAACAUGGACCCAGACAUAUAAAGAACAGGUUCUAGAGCCCAUGUUGAAUGGUACUGAGAAGACGCCACCUCUCAUAACAGACUAUCGAGAAUACCAUACUGAUACCACUGUGAAAUUUGUUGUCAAGAUGACUGAAGAAAAGUUAGCAGAGGCAGAAAGAGCUGGAUUACACAAAAUCUUCAAGCUCCAAACUAGUCUCACAUGCAACUCGAUGGUGCUUUUUGACCACGUAGGUUGUUUAAAAAAAUAUGACACACCAUUAGAUAUUUUAAGAGACUUCUUUGAACUCAGGCUUAAAUACUAUGGAUUACGAAAAGAAUGGCUUCUAGGAAUGCUUGGUGCCGAAUCUGCUAAACUGAACAAUCAAGCUCGCUUUAUCUUAGAGAAAAUAGAUGGAAAAAUAGUCAUUGAAAAUAAACCUAAGAAAGAAUUAAUUAAAGUUCUGAUUCAGAGGGGAUAUGAUUCAGAUCCUGUGAAAGCCUGGAAAGAAGCUCAGCAGAAGGUUCCUGAUGAAGAAGAAAAUGAAGAGAGUGACAACGAAAAGGAAACUGAAAAGAGUGAUUCUGCCACCGAUUCUGGUCCAACAUUCAAUUACCUUCUUGACAUGCCCCUUUGGUAUCUAACCAAGGAGAAGAAAGAUGAACUGUGCAAACUGAGAAAUGAGAAAGAGCAAGAACUAGAAACAUUAAAGAGGAAAAGUCCAUCAGAUUUGUGGAAAGAAGACUUGGCUACUUUUGUUGAUGAACUAGAGAUUGUUGAAGCCAAGGAAAAAGAAGAUGAACAAGUAGGACUUUCUGGGAAAGCAGGGAAAGGAAAGGGGAAAAAAAUACAAAAGGUCGAAGUUUUGCCUUCUCCGUGUGGCAAAAGAGUCAUCCCCCGGGUGACCACAGAGAUGAAGGCAGAGGCAGAAAAGAAAAUUAAAAGGAAAAUUAAGAGUGAAAAUACUGAAGGAAGUCCUCAAGAGGGCAAUAUGGAACCAGACAGUCUAAAACAAAGACUAGAGAAGAAACAGAAAAAAGAACUAGGUACCAAGACAAAGAAACAAACUACCUUGCCAUUUAAACCAAUUAAAAAAGGGAAGAAGAGAAAUCCCUGGUCUGAUUCAGAGUCAGAUAUGAGUGGUGACGACAGUAACUUUGAUGUACCUCCACGAGAAAGAGAGCCCCGGAAAGCAGCAAGAUCCAAAUUCACAAUGGAUUUGGAUUCAGAUGAAGAUUUCUCAGAUUUCAAUGACACUCAAGAUGAAGAUUUUACCCCAUCAGAUGCUACUAGUCCACCUAAGGCCAAAACAUCCCCAAAACAUGCUAACAAAGGACUGAAGACACAGAAAAGUGCCAAAUCAGUAAUAGACCUUGAUGUUGAAGAUGCUAUGGAUAAUGUCCCACUUUCUUCAAAUACUCCUGCUGAUUUACCUGCUGACACUGAGAUCAUAAAUCCUGUUGCUAAACAGAAUGUGACUAUGAAGAAAGCAACAACAAAAAGUCAGUCUGCCACCUCUACCACAGGCACCAAGAAAAGGGCUGCCCCAAAAGGAACCAAAAAGGGUCCUGGUUUGAAUUCUGAUGAAUCUCCCAAAAAGCCUGCUCCUGCCAAAUCCAAAAAUCCUCGCAAAAGAAAGCCGUCUACUUCUGAUGAUUCUGACUCUACUUUUGAGAAAAUUAUCUCUAAAGCAGUGACAAACAAGAAAUCCAAAGGUGAGGACUUCCAGCUGGAUCUAGACUCAGCUGUGGCUCCUCGGGCAAAAUCUGGACGGGCUAAGAAACCGAUAAAAUACCUUGAAGAAUCGGAUGAAGAUGAUGAUCUGUUUUAAGAUGUGAGGUGAAUGUUUUAAAUAAUGGUCUUACUGAGCCAGGAUUGGUUUUAAAGUUAUCCAAAGCUCUUAUUUUCAUCCCUUCGUAUGAGAGAUACUUUUAAUCCAAGCCAUCUAAGUGAAGUGAGUAGAGAGCCCAAGUAUACUCUUAACAUUUUAUAAUACUGUGGUCUAAAGAAUGACAGUUCAUUGGCGUUGUUUUUUUCUCUGCAUUGUCUGUGCUUUUAGUCUGUUUUCUUUUGUCUUUAAAAUCUAAUUUUUAAGUUCUGAUUCUAGCGAUACUUAUGUGGUCACUUCAGCAUAGUGUAGUUCAGUUAUUAUCCACCAAUAUCAGAGGAUUAAAAAAAAAUCUGGCUCUGCCUUAUAACCUCACAAUAGGAUGAAGGAAAUUAGACUUGUUAUAUGCCUAUCUCAACUCAACUUCUCCCCUCUGAGUCUGAAUCUCCCAAGGAACUCAUUUCUAGGGAGCACUGGAUUGCAAAGCCGGUGGGCUUACAUACUAUAUCAAGCAUGUCUGUGGUAAGCCAUUAUAUCCAUGUUGUGAAACCUAUUUCAACUUACGGACUUUUCAAGACCUUUCUACAUGAUGUGUGUAACCAGUCGUGUUAUCAAUGUUUUUGUAAAUAUUUACUAUGUUUUUCUGUUUAGCUUCUAACAAUUUUGUACUUAAAUAAAAUAUGAACAUUGAA
Messenger RNA from Echinops telfairi (small Madagascar hedgehog), 5308 nucleotides. It is a transcript of the gene TOP2A, whose product is annotated as DNA topoisomerase II alpha. The transcript is spliced from 35 exons. Gene Ontology annotation, biological process: DNA topological change; sister chromatid segregation; apoptotic chromosome condensation. Bases 24 to 4619 code for a protein of 1531 amino acids. NCBI's taxonomy places the organism in Eukaryota, Metazoa, Chordata, Mammalia, Afrosoricida, Tenrecidae. Gene Ontology annotation, cellular component: nucleus. The record is from RefSeq and is a predicted model, not a curated record. Gene Ontology annotation, molecular function: ATP binding; DNA binding; DNA topoisomerase type II (double strand cut, ATP-hydrolyzing) activity.